Molecule: messenger RNA, 1107 nt
Organism: Aspergillus oryzae RIB40
Lineage: Eukaryota; Fungi; Ascomycota; Eurotiomycetes; Eurotiales; Aspergillaceae
Exons: 5
Coding region: 1-1107 (368 amino acids)
Biological process (GO): protein dephosphorylation
Molecular function (GO): protein tyrosine phosphatase activity
Source: RefSeq, a predicted model, not a curated record
AUGUCCAUGACACGCCAUUGCACGCCCGGCAUGGCCCUUUACUUUGUUCUUGUUGCUAUAUGCCUUUUUCAAGUUCAGGCAGCCGUGGCUGAGCCCCGGACUGAUAAGCCAGCGUUUCUGAGCUUGAGUUCCACAAAAUUACACGAGGAGUAUAAGGACUUAGCCACGGGCAAAUCGCUUGCGAGUAACCCGUACGAAUUCAAUGACGAAAUAUAUUAUGACGGCGAGUUCAAAUCCCAAGAGGUGUUUGAGAAAGAAUACCCUUUUGAUGUUCGAAAGGACGGUGUAAAUGAUAGAGACAAUGAAUACAAUGGUGGGCAUCCCUACUACAGCGCCUCUACGCUCCCUGGUAUAGGAAGCGGCAGCAAUAAAAAUUUGCCUUAUAUUGCUUGCCAGUCACAAGUUCAUGUACUGGGAAAUAAUUUGGUGAAUUACGAACAAGCCAAGGGUCUUACCAGCGAGACACAAGCGAAUGUUAUACCGUCUUCCACGAAGAAGAGCUUGAGCUUUUCGCCGCCGACCGUCAUGAACACAGAGAAGAUAAUUCCGCCGUAUAAGGGAAUAUAUUCCGUGCAUUACAAAGCUAGCAAUGGCAAAUGGGCACAUAGCGAUAUUGAGUAUCGCCAGCUCAGUCUUGAAUACCAUGACGACUCAAAGACGGGCUCUGGAAAUGGCCCACACAACGUUCAUUACUUUCACCUCAGCUCUUGGCAGAACCGUCAAGCCGUGGAUCCGGAGAAGCUACAAUUCCUCAUCAACGAGGUAGACAAGAAAUUUACAGGCCAAACCAUCAUCGUGAACUGUGAAUUUGGAGGGGGCCGUACAGGUGUUUUUAUUGAAGCACGAGAGAUGUAUCGGGCGACGGUGAAAGCGAAGAGUACUAAAUGGUUCUUCUCGUCGAGCGAUGAUCCAAUUCAGGAAUAUACGAAGGAGCUGCGCAAAAAGCGAUCUAAAAUGAUCGACUCUUUUCCACAGCCAGGGUCGUCACCCGCCAAAACCAUGAAGAUAUGCGCGGCUUUGUUGCCUAUAAUCGGUAUCGAAAAUGUCGAUGGAACUGUGGGGUGGCGUUCUCAAACCCUGUGCAAUGAACCUCGAUCGGUUGAAUAG